Molecule: messenger RNA, 8531 nt
Organism: Patiria miniata (bat star)
Lineage: Eukaryota; Metazoa; Echinodermata; Asteroidea; Valvatida; Asterinidae
Product: probable helicase with zinc finger domain
Exons: 19
Coding region: 129-5858 (1909 amino acids)
Biological process (GO): regulatory ncRNA-mediated post-transcriptional gene silencing
Cellular component (GO): P granule; cytosol
Molecular function (GO): protein binding; helicase activity
Source: RefSeq, a predicted model, not a curated record
UCGAGUGAGCCCUCGCGCGGUUUCCCGCGAAGAUCAGAGACGUACGACACCUAAAAUGGCGGACGAAGAAGAGAAGAAGUGACUACGACGAUGAGUGAAGUGCAAUUUUUAGGUUAAGGUGGCAUACUAUGGAUAGCAGGCAUAAGCAGCUCCACGAGAAGGCAAAUGAUCGCUACCUACGGCAACAGUACCGCGAGGCGGCGGAGUUGUUCACCCAGGCCCUGGAGUACAUCCACCCCUCGGUCUCCAACCAGCACAGGGAGCUCCAGCUGUCCUACAUCAAUAAACGCUCCGUCUGCUAUCUCAAAUUGGAGCAAUAUGAGAACUGCCUGGAGGACUGUAACCAGCUCUUGUCCCUGUCGACGCGGAACCGUAGCGGUAUGGCCAAGGCCCUCACGCGCAAGACACAAGCCCUGUCCCGACUGGGUAGGGUCAAGGAGGCCUUCGACACGGCCAAAGCCUGGACCAACAUAGAGCCAAAGAAUCCACAAGCAUCCAAAGAAAUGAAUAGAUUAAAGAAAGCUUUACAACAAAUGGGGGGAGCAGUAGACAAGGGUGUAAAUAACGUAGGAAACACAGCACAAAGCGCACUCCCGCACGCCGCCAACCGACCCCCGCCCGGAAGCAGUAGAACAGCCCACAGUAGUGCAAGCAGUACAGGAUCCGGGGCAACACCAUCGCAGAACAGGGAGAGGAACGCCAGUGGGGAGGGGAAACAGAAAACCAGGUCAUCCAAAUCAGGAGAAUCUAAAUUAUAUUGUACAUAUUGUGACCUCCAAUGUGCCACGGAUGUGGACCUGCACCUGCACUGCAUGGGGCAGGCCCAUCAGGCCAUCAUCAUGUCAGACGAUGGGCGGGACUGGAAGUACAGACCGCCCCCACGGGGGAUCACGGGCGUGGAUUACAUCAUAUGCCCUGAUCGCAGCAAGUGCCGUUUCGGUGAGCAGUGCACGGCAGCCCACUCGGAGGAUGAGCUCGGGGAGUGGCGGGAGAGAUACAGGUACAGAGAGAUGAAGCUGAAGAGAGCCAGGGAGAAGCAGCUGCACGGUAUCAGCUAUGCUGAACAGCUGCUGGAGAAAUGGAUGACCUCCCCCAUGCCUCUCAGUGUUGUAUCGGAGGCAAUAGAAGACGUGAAAGUGACGGUCAACUCGGACCUCAACGUAUCCGUCACUUCCAAGUCUUCUGUCCACUCAUGGAUAUUCACCCUGCAUACAAAGCCCUCCAAGCAUCUUCACCGAGUGGCCCUCCUGUACGACAUCCACCGUCCCCAUUUCUACCUCGCCAGCGUGUCCGUCGGCGACGCCAAGCGGCAACUGUCCCAAGAGCUGACGGAGAACUGCCAAGAAUGGACCAACCCGACCAGCAACAACCACCUGCUGGGCAAAUCCAAGGAGCGCCUGUACCGCAUCAAGCUCCAGUUCACCUCCCAGAUUUUCGGCACCUUCCGCCAGUCCGUGGUCUUCGACUUCGGCAGCGAGCCGGCCCUGAUGCGCCGGGUCUCGGUGGACGCCGUCUCCCCGGCCAGCCAGAAGGAACUGGAGGAGGCUCGGUUAACGCUCCGCUGCGUCAGCGAGAGAUGGGACGCCUCCAACAAGACCAUCCAGGAGUUCCUGCCCAAGGUCCAUGUAGCCAUGGAGGAGGACAAAGGGUUGCUGAGCUUCUACGUCCCGCCCCACUCUGCCGAGGAGCUGUUCCAGAACUCGGUGCUGAACAAGACCCUGACCAAGAACAACUACCGGGCCAAGAUGCACGACCUGCUGUACAUAGAGGAGAUCGCACGCUUCAAAGAUCUCAGCAAAUUCAACAUCCGCACCACCCUUCAGCUCAGCUCCAGUUUCCACCUGGUCCCUACCCGCAAUGUGGGCGCCCGCUACUCCGUGGACGGCCAGCUCUUUGCCCUCCUUCGCCUCAACGACGAACUGUCGGAGGACACCAAGGGUGGCAAGCUCAUCCUAAACAGCUGCAACACGGUGCUGCUGGCACCCCAGCAUAGUGGGUCCAGGGACAAGGAACAGGGGGCCAAGAAGAACCAGCAGGGGGACCACAAGGCCCCCACGUCCCCUACCGCGGACCCCUCUGCUCCCCCGACCAACACCCUCGAGAUGGUCUACGAGUGCACCAUCACGGAGAAGGGCAAAGGAGAGAUCUACCUGACGCUGCCCAAGACCUGCGUGGACGCUCUCAAACUGAAGACGAGCACCGAGUUCAAGGUGGAGCUGCAGUUCCAACUCAACAGAUUACCCCUAUGUGAGAUGCACUAUGCCGUGGAUAAACAGCCAGAUAUGAGCAUGCUGUUUCCAAACGUCAAGAACUCAUGCAGCAUUCCAUGGACGCCAAGCAAGCAAUGGGACCAAAACAUGGAUCCGCGUCUAAACGCCAAGCAACGAGAGGCCAUCAUUGCCAUGACGACACCUCUCAACAACCGUCUGCCGCCCAUCUUUCUGGUCGGUCCAUACGGGACGGGGAAGACGUUUACGCUGGCCCAUGCUACCAAGCUGAUCCUGCAGCAGCCUAACACCAGAAUACUUAUCUGCACGCACUCCAACAGUGCGGCAGACCUUUACAUCAAAGACUACCUCCAUGCCUACGUGGAGGCGGGCUUCACAGCGGCCCGCCCCCUGCGUAUCUACUUCAAGGACCGGUGGGUGCCGACGGUGCACCCUCUAGUCCGUCUCUACUGCGUCAUGUCGGAGGCACAGGACAAGUUUGCCAUGCCCAGCAAGGAGGAGGUGAUCAAGGCGCGGGUGGUGGUGGCUACACUCAGCACAUCAAGGUUUCUCAGUCAUCUCGACCUGGGACAAGGCUUCUUCACUCACAUCCUGAUUGAUGAAGCUGCCCAGGCCAUGGAAUGUGAGACCAUCAUGCCGCUGGCGUUAGCCAAUCUCAACACUCGCAUCGUGCUCGCCGGUGACUACAUGCAAAUCAGCCCUGAGGUCCACUCUGACUUCGCCCGGGACCGCAACCUGCACAUCUCCCUCUUAGAGCGCCUGUACGACCUCUACCCGGCCCAGCACCCCUGCAAGAUCCUGCUGUGCGAGAACUACCGCUCCCAUGAGGCCAUCGUCCGCUACACCUCCCGACUGUUCUACGACAGCAAGCUGCUGGCCAGCGGCAAGCAGGCGGCUCACGGGGACUGGUACCCGCUGACGUUCUUCACCACGAGGGGGGAGGACGUGCAGGAGAAGAACAGCACCUCCUUCUACAACAAUGCUGAGGUGUUUGAGAUCACAGAGAGAGUAGCGGAGCUGCAGAAGGCGUGGCCCGUGGAGGAGUGGGGCAACUUGGAUGAGACCAGCAUCGGUGUGGUCAGCCACUACGCCGAUCAGGUCUUCCGUAUCAGGUCAGAGCUGCGCAAGCGUCGACUGCACAACGUGUCCGUGGAGAGAGUCAUGAAUGUACAAGGCAAGCAGUUCCGAGUCCUGUUCAUCAGCACGGUCCGCACCCACAACACCUGCAAGGCCGCCACAGCCGCCUCCACAACCGCCACCAAGAACCGAUCCCCGAAGUCCAAGAAGGGCUCCCGGGGGGAGGCGGGGCACUCAGCGGGACCGGAGGUGGGGGAAGAGGAAGCAGACUACGGCUUCCUGUCCAACGACAAGCUGCUCAAUACUGCCAUCACCAGGGCUCAGUCGCUGGUAGCUGUCGUGGGGGAUCCGGUGUCCCUGUGCUCGAUAGGGAAGUGCAGAAUUCUUUGGGAGAAUUUCAUCAAAGUCGCCCAUGAGAACAAGAGUCUGUUCGGCAUCACCUAUGACGAGAUCAGGGCCCUGCUGUCGGGCGUCGAGAUGAAGAAGACGUACAUCCUGAACCCUCUGGCCAAGGAGUUCAUCCCCCAGGCCCUGCGCAAUCAGGUCACAGGUGCCCCCAUGAUCCAAGGAGCUGGCCUCCACGGAGUGGGAAUGAUGGCCCACGGGUUGCCCCGGGGGAUGCUGUCGCCUGGGGGUCAGACCCCUACGUCACUGAGUGCUGCCCAAGCGGUGAGCAUGAAUGCGUCACUUCGAGCCAUGGCCGGGAUGCCCUAUGGCCAUGCCGGGAUGGUGCGUCCAGGCAGCCCCAUCCCGACCUUUGACCCCGUGACCGGUCAGCGGCUGUAUGUGAUGCCCAUGCCUUACGUCAUGCCCAUGCACCCGCUGAGGAUGUUGCCGGCAGGCCCGCAGUUCUACACCCAGGGUGCCUAUGUGGACCCUGCCACGGGUCUGCCCCUGAUGAUGCCGCCGUAUGGCUUCCCACACAUGAUGCGCCACUCCCCAACACACCUCGCUAAUGUCUCCUCCCCGCAGCUCUCCCCUAAGCAGCAGUCCGACAAGUCCUCCCACCCAAACUCGCCUAAGGAAGCUGGCGGUGCAAAUGCCCACUGGCAAUCCGGCUCGCCGUCAAGGGACAGAGAAAGAAAGACCAGCAGCUCAGAGUCUAGCACCACCAAGACCAACUCAGCAAGUGACCGGCAGGAAGUCGUAGCCAAAUUGGAAGAACUGAGAAUCCACGAGGAGUACAAUUACUACCUGAGGACCAUGGGACCUGAUUAUGCAAGCAAUUUCCUCUUGAAGCAUUCUCCCAAACAGCAACAGCACAACAUGCACCACCAGACUGCAGCAGAACAACCGGGGCAACCGCCGCCGCUCACAGUAGCAGCUGAGGCACUACACAGGAUACCACAUGCAGCACGACAACAGGGUCAACCUUUCCACCAAGUCCUGAGCCCCCAAAUGCUGCAUCAACAGAGGCUUCAGCAGAUGCAGCAACAGCAACUGCAGCAGCAGCAACAACAGCGCUCUGGUGUCUUUAAUCCCCAAUCUGCAGGCGCCGCUAGUGCACAACAGCAGACACCUGUAAGACCACCCGCACAGCAGCAACAGCAGCUCUUCGAGAACAACAAUCCCCACGGCAGUGCAAGUGAGCCGUGGAAGGACUCCAACGGUGUUUUCAAAGGGAAUGCAGCUGGCCAGGAGAUCAUGAACAUGCUGCAGCACGGAAAGAGAAGAAUCAAGUCCAGCCCUCAGGAACCAGACGACAUGUUUUCAAGAGGCACUGUCAACCACCAGAUGGGACAAUCCCCGUACGGAGUCAACAGUAGGAGUCAGCAAGCAUUUUCCGAGACUCACAAUGACAUGCCGUACAGUGUCAGCAAACGUCAAGAGCAGCAGAGCGUGACGGGUCAACCAAUUGAGCUGCGGACGAGGGGUGUCCACAUGCCCCGGUCGAUAUACACUCAGCAGAACAGCCAUGGUCCCUCAACGGGUGCACCCCCUCAACACCAGCCGUCCCUGAGUCCAAACCCCAACCACAUGCCCAACAACAGCACAGACCGCUCCAGGCACUCCUCAGGUCACCAGAAUGCGGGUUUCUUCUCUGCGGCUGACUCGAACUUCCCCCGGCUGGGGUCGCAGUCAGACUUCUACCGGCAGAGCUCCCAAGAGGACCAGCAUGGCUUCUCCAGCUUCAUGGAGGACCUGGACAAGGAGGAGCCGGAAUUGUGGGUAAGAUCCAAUUCAGUUAGGAAUAAUAACCCCCGUAGUUACCUGAAUCAAGCCGCUGAUUACUCGCAGGCCGAGUCCCAGCAGCUUGUCUCCGCCUUACCUCCCCCGCAGCAAGACGACUGCGUCUCCCUCAACCCCAACCCAGGCAGCCGCUUCAGCCCCAUCGGCACAGGGGCCAAUCUCAACUCCAAGGACGACAUUUCCUUGUUGCCAUCCUCCAUGUCCUAUGCCAGCGCCCUUCGUGCCCCUCCCAAGCCCAAGCUCAGCAAGACUGGUUUUCCUCUGGAGGACCGGGGGAAGACGGCUUCUCCAGACCCACUGAUGCUCAUCAAAGACCUGGGCAACCGGCAGAACAAGGACGGGUUCUACUCCUACUUUAAUUAAAAAGCAGGUCAUUAUGUACAAUUCAAGUUGGGUACAUCUAUUCACCUGUAUUUGCUUCAAUUUAAGAUAUGACAAACAUAACAAUUCAAUCACUCCCAUGAUUUAUGCAAAAAAAAAUCGUAUUUCAAUGACACUUUCAAAAUUGAAACUUGAGAAAUAUUGGCAAAACUUAAGGAGAGCGAUACUUACCUUGUUACACUCAACGGAUAACUCUUAAUAGAAUUUGUAAAUUUUGGGAUAAAUAAACUGAGUUAACAACGUUUCACAUACCUCAAUUUGUCGCCAAACCUUUAAGUCUUACAAUCUAGUACCAGCAGCGUAGGCCCAGUCCAUACAUGUAGGUAGACUGUUGUUGAAGCCUUCUUUCAUACAGUGAAUGAAAUAAAGCGAAAAUAGCAUUGGUGUGCUUAAAACAUAAACAUGUAAUUUUCUCCGAGUGGCAUUGCCAAACUGGGAGCAACAAUUUUUUAAAAGUGACUGUGGGUUCUGGAUCGUAGAUCUUGUGAAAUAUCGUGGCUGGGCUGUUCCAUAAAUCUCCCUUCAGAUACUCCUUGUCAUCUAGUAUUUGCAGUUACUUCAGGCAUAAUCAGGUUGAGUUGUGGUCUGAAUAGUUGGUCCAAUGAAAGGAAAACAGAAAUUCAGUAACUAGUGUUUUGGAUUGACUGACUGGGGAUGCUGUUGUGAGAUUCAUUCAGGGAUUCAGAUAUAAGUGGAUGCAAGCUGUACAAAUGUAACACAGUGUCUCAGUUAAAUUGACUGAUAAUAAAGGAGUUGCUUCUGUUUGAUAUCAACAAAUUAUUAUUGGAUACAUUAUUAAAAAAAAAUGCUGCAGCUGAUUCUGCAAAGUUGAAAAGGAGUAUAUUGGGCAAUUCCAGUGUUAUGUCAAGUUCGUGACCGGGCAUUUAAGAGCUCAGUGAAUAAACCUGAACAUGUUUUUUUUUCGAAUCAUAUACAUCCAUCAUCUAGUGAUGGCCAAGGAGAUUACAGACUAGGAGUUGUGGAUCAUUUCUCUGAAUCGUUAGUUAGAUAUGCUUAAUUGGCUCUGUCACGGACAUUACACUUCCUGUAAUGAUGCUGGAAUUGCCCUGUUGCCAUUUCUCAAACAACGACGUUGUCUCUGGCUCUAAGCCUGUAACUCUUUGUAUAGAACAAACUGGUGGCUUUAAUGUUUUCGUAAUAGAAAAUGAGCCCAUGUCUCUAUUAAUCAAGGUCCUAAAUUUAUAAAGUUUGAAGCCAGAGCUGGAAGUGAAGUCGCAAUUUUGAGAAAUGGCCUGGGAGAAAUCUAUGGCAACAGACUAGCUGAUAUUAUUCAGAUCUUUAGGUUUGAACCCAUUCAUGUUUGUCUCUCAAUAGUUACAUAGUCACAAGGGUCUUUUUAAACUGCACAGAUUUGUAUAUUUCGGAUAUAAAAGAGAGAAAAAAAAGGAGUGUUUCGGCAUCGUCUUGAAAUUGGGAUAUUUGAUAAACUAUGGACAAUCAUGAGGCUUUUUGUGGACAGCAUUUUUACGCCGAUUUUUAAAACUAUUUACCUGGCCUGUGUAAAUGUUCCUGUGGUGGACUCGCACACAAUGCUGAGGCUGGACAAUCUGGCACCAGAGUAUGGAAAGUGUGUAGAAUGUCAAUUGUGGACACGGGGUGCCAGACAGAAGGGAACCUCUGUUUCUUGAACAGUUGUGUGUUCACUGCCUGCCUGAUGUGUAUAAAUUGUUGGUUCUUUGCCAAGUGUUUCGGAAUGUUGGGUCACUAAGAUAUUUUCGCGUUUUGGACCAAAUUGAAGAGCAGUGUGUUGACAAGGCCAGACUUGGCUUUUUGGCUUUUUUUUCUUAAUCCAAGAAAAUUUGCUGUAAUUAACGUUUACGGUGUAGUUCUACAUUACUUGAAUGUCACAGAAAGUCACAGCAGUUUUUUUUUAAUUUCUGGAUACAUUUUGUAAAAAUGUUGGUACAGACUGAAUCCAAAAAACACACAACUGGAAGUUUCAACGUUACUUGCUUGCAACAUUGGUGGUGUACAUGGUGCUUGUGAUCUGCCCAGAUAUGCAUUUUAUGUACAAAGUUGGUGUGCCUGGUUGCAGUUGAUGUUUUUAAAAUUCAAAGCUCGCUGCAGUAACAUUUGGCUUUCAGUUGAUGCACAUUUUGGAUCGCAUUUCUGUAUGUACGUCUGCUGAGCUAAAGAAGUAUCGUUGUCUUUUAUUGAGGCGCCUCACAGAAAUAUUCGCUUUUUAUUAUUUUUGUUUUUGAGUUGUGUGUAGGAACGACGCCGACUAAAUGGUUUCAAAAUUCUAAUUUGCUGAUAUGCAAGUCUGUACAUAUGUGUAUAUUGAAAGUGUUCAGUUUUUCCGAUUCUCUUCUCUUUGCUUUGCUUCUGUAGCUUGAAGUGUGUAACAGAAACUGAUCUAUUAUCUAGGAAAAAUGUUGAAUGUAUUGUAGUUAUGCGUUACUAGAUAAAAAGGGAAGGGAUAUUUUUUUAGUAUUUCAUUUUUUGUAAAGGGGUGAUACCCGUCGGAGCUGUGUUGAAGAUUCAGAAGUCUUUUUUUGCUUUUCGGAGAGGUUUAUGGAUGACAAUGGACUCUUUUUGAGAUUUUUCAUUUCUAAAUGUGAAUAGAUGUGAAUAAAUUAAUUCCUUAAAAAAAGAUUAACCAAAAAAAAAAAAAAACAAGAAAAAAAAAAAAAA